Aspergillus alliaceus is the source of this 216-nucleotide messenger RNA. RefSeq lists its product as uncharacterized. The record is from RefSeq and is a predicted model, not a curated record. NCBI's taxonomy places the organism in Eukaryota, Fungi, Ascomycota, Eurotiomycetes, Eurotiales, Aspergillaceae. Bases 1 to 216 code for a protein of 71 amino acids. The transcript has 2 exons.
AUGUCUGCUCCGUUAAACUCGUCCUAUCCGGGUGCCCUCAUAUCCGACUCUAUCGAGAAAUUUAUUCUUGAAGCCGAGGCCAGACUUACUGAGGCCAUUAAUUCCCUCCAGGCGGCCAAAAACAGUCUUCAGCUGAUCGGUCCUCUCUCGGGAAUGCCAGGUACCCUCCUCUCCGCUCAAGAGAGACAUAGUGGUUUGGUGAUGGGCCAUAGGUAG